AUGGCGGGGAAUUUGCCACAGGAUGAAGUGUUGAUAGAGCGAUUCAAUCAACCUAUUCGCGUGGAUGAUUUAAUGACCUUGCGGCCUGGCGCUUGGCUGAACGAUGAAGUCAUUAAUUUCUACAUGAACCUCAUCAACGAGCGUUCAAAGCAAGACGGUCAAUCAACACUACACUGCUUCAAUACAUUCUUCUACAGCAAUUCACUCCUACCAAAAGGCUACGCCGGUGUGAAACGAUUCGCUAAACGUGCAAAAGUCGAUAUUGCAAAAUGCGAGAUGGUCUUGGUACCGAUCCAUCUCGGUGUCCAUUGGUGCAUGUCUGCCGUUAAUCGGCGAGAGAAACGAAUUGAGUAUUGGGAUUCCUUGCGUGGUGGACCGGGUCAAGUGCAUACGCGGUUACGUGAGUAUAUGCGGAAUGAAGAUGCGCAGUUUGCAAAGGAGGAAGAAACGUGGUCAAACUAUAUUCCACCUUCUGAUGAAGCGCCGUUGCAGAAGAAUGGUCAUGAUUGUGGAGUGUUUGCUUGCAGCACGGCUGAAUGCUUGGCGAGAGGGGCGCCCGUGGAUUUCGAUCAGGAGGAUAUGAGGGAAUUGAGGGUACGCAUUGCUGCUAGUAUCUUAGAUGGCAAGAUUUACUAG
Protomyces lactucae-debilis is the source of this 636-nucleotide messenger RNA. RefSeq names its product Senp1 mutant in complex with sumo-1. The transcript has a single exon. The record is from RefSeq and is a predicted model, not a curated record. Gene Ontology annotation, molecular function: deSUMOylase activity. NCBI's taxonomy places the organism in Eukaryota, Fungi, Ascomycota, Taphrinomycetes, Taphrinales, Protomycetaceae. Gene Ontology annotation, biological process: protein desumoylation. The coding region runs from base 1 to 636 and encodes 211 amino acids. Gene Ontology annotation, cellular component: nucleus.